Molecule: messenger RNA, 3874 nt
Organism: Orussus abietinus
Lineage: Eukaryota; Metazoa; Arthropoda; Insecta; Hymenoptera; Orussidae
Product: protein FAM122A
Exons: 5
Coding region: 512-1477 (321 amino acids)
Molecular function (GO): protein serine/threonine phosphatase inhibitor activity
Source: RefSeq, a predicted model, not a curated record
UUAGAAACGAGGUGUUAUUGCCUCUUACUUUCGUGGCCAGUAGGUAUGCACGCUUUUAGCCGUGUGUGUACGAUUUAUUCGAGAUUCCUUACUCGCACAUACCCGGUUCGCUUGCUUCGCAGGGAGUUCGAUCGAACAGAGCUGGCGGUUGGGUUUGCGGCGAGCCAAUGUUCGGUCGAUUGCGUCGCGAAGAGGUGUCCUUGUUCGGAGACACGUUUGAUUAGCGAACGAGCGAGAACCGCCCGCGCACCUCGCUUCGAUAAAGAGCUGCAGUCGCCAGUAAUAUCCGGGCUAGAAGAGUCGCUCAUGCCUUCACCGAGUCCCUUUGAACACACAUGCUGCGGAUCCUGUGAGCUGUCACUGGAGAGUGUCUUUAUCAGGCGGUGCACGGGUGGACCGGCCAAAACUUCAGGACAGAUUCGCCGCACGAUUUCGCACCGUGUUGCUGAACGACCUGCCGAGGGCUUUCCAAUGAUCCUCUUCUCUGUCGACUUGCAUCCUAGGAAUACAUAUGCACGCUCGGAAGAUCCUCUCCAUCAUGGAUGUUGAUUGUCCGAUAGUCAGUUUGAAGCGAUCGAGUAGCGCUCCGAUGAUCAACGAGAUCAGUGCCACUAUGUCGGUCACUUCGCCUUCCGCUUCUACGACGAGAGAUGCUGUGUCGCCGUUUAACAUAUUUUCGGACACCCCACGUACACGGCGUUUCAGCACUAGUAGUCCUGGAAGCGCACCUAGAUUAACACCUCGUGUUAGUCAAUUAAGGCAGGAAGAAUGUAUCGACGUAGUUGGUAGAGAAGCAGCUCAUGAAAAGGAAAUUCACAGUGCCAUGCAAAUGUCGCAGUCAUGGGAAGACUUAACAUUAGAAGCAGAGGGAUUGUCAUUUAAAGACUCGGAUUCGCUGUCCCAACAACUAAACAAUAAAGAACGACAGAGCACGAAAAGAUUGUUAGAUCCUCUAAGUUUAAAUUUAUCGGUCAAUGGUCCACCGGUAUGCUCCUCACCCUCUCCAACGAGGUCGGGACUCAGUCGACAAUGUUACUCACCUGGGAUUCACAUGGUUAAUUGGAAAAGUAAUUUAUCUCCCAGCCCCACGAGGAAGGCCUUUGCUACACGACGCAGUUUAAGUCCUAUAGCAAUACGACCGAGUUGUCUCGGUCCUGUGAAAAGAAAAUUCGAAUUGGAUGAUAAUACGGAUCAUCAUUUGCAACCUCCCGUGAAGAAAACUUCUAGCCUGGUAACGUCACAUUCAGUGAGAUUGGAUGCGAUAUCGAGUCCGCUUCCCGGAACGAUUAGUUCCGUAGGAACUCCUGAAUCGUUAUCCAGCGCAGAUUCUCCAAGCUUUUCCUUCCGACCAGUGGACAGUCCAUCGCCUAGUCGUUUGGUUUCCAAUAUCGACGAACCCAUGUCUGACUCGAACGAUCAAACGAAAACGGCGGAUCACAUUCAAACCGACCAAGUUGGUCAGUGCAAUCACAGAUGAACGAGGCCUUCGGUGAAUCAUUCAAAUUGAAAGUAACUCGUUUGCGGCUGGGGAGAUUUUGUCAAGUUCUAGGAGUCGGCUUGGACAGCCACGACAGAUUUCCUUGCGUUAUCUAAUGAGCUAAAAUCUCUAUGCUGAUCGCUACUUGCCCAAAGGUAUAACGAACGAGCGAAGGAGCUCUCGUUCGAUCUGGAAUCCGCGAAAGAAGGAAACGAGGAAUGACUGUUAUUAGAUGCAAUGCACACGAUCAUUUGCGCAUAGUUUUAAGCCAUGUUCCGAGAGAAUGCGUCCGCCUGAGGUAAUCUCUAACGUGAACACCCCAAGGUGAGGCGAUCUCGAUUUUCCGACGAGGUCUGCACUCACACCUAGUCUUCUGGUGUUUCUAACCGAAUCCAAAUAUCAGGUACUGAUAUACCCGCCUGAGACAAUUUUUUUUUUUAUCAUGGUUUAUGAUGUACAAUAUAAAUGUAAGUCAUUCGACGGACGUAGAGCGUAGCGAUAUCAACGAGCGUACCUUGUCAGUAAUUAAUAUUCGACUGCGUUAGAACGAUCUGAUAUUGUCUGAAAUGGGUAUUCCCUUUGGACAGACAUCGGAUGGAAACUACGUCUUGCGUUGUGUAGGUUUCUUUAGUCAGGCGCUUUUACUGCUCCUCGCACCUGCCAACGUUUAAUAGUCCCAUCUUAUCGCGUUUACGAUGUACGACGUAGAGAACGUAUUCAAUAGACAUUUGACGUAGGGAGAAUCAAAAUUCGGAACUCUCGGUCAUCCCACUGACCCGUACCAAAGUACAAGUAGAGCAAUGCCAUAUGUUACAAUUAAUUCUUCUCUUCCAUGCCACCGAGACAGUUUAUUUUCUACGUGCGAAGAGUAAUCGUACCUUAUCGAAGGUAAUUUUCUGCAAGAAUCCAAUCGCUGUGGACCUACCGAAUCGAAUAGCGUUAAUGAGAUGUCUAUAGCGAGUCGAAAAUGGAGGGACUGUAAUUAUUCAAUCAUGCUUUUCAAGUGCCACAAUAAUUUACGAAUUACCAGAUUAUCACGAUCACCUUUUAAAUAGUCCCCGCGUCGACGUAGCAAGUGAACUGAGCGUGCUCCUGGCAAACGUUAUCGUGGUAUUAUCGGAAAAUAGCUGUAAUUAUAAAUAUCCUUUAUAUUUACUAUUAUCGCGAAAUUGAUGCUACUUCGAAAGCCUUGUAGUGGCUAAGUUUAGACUGGAUUAGAGUUCCAGUAGCUUUAAGGAGUUCUCAGUUUAUCGUCUAAGGAACGACCUGGACUUUUGAGAUGCUUCCUACUUCUAAGACUGAAACCGAUGUUUCGGCAGAGAAUAUCCGCUGAAUUAGAACUGACUUCCAAAAGUAAUUAUCGAAAGGUGAACACCGUCGUGCUCCCAUUCGUGGAAUGUUUGAGUAAUGAUUAACGGCACGUCAGAUCUGUGUUCUUUUGUGGAAGUGUACCAUUAACUAAUACCGUUAACAGUUAAUCCUGGAUAUAAAUAGAAUAAGUGCAAAGAUGCCCCUGCGGUAAUGAUAAAUUAUAAUCGAAGGAUAAAUAGUGGUUAAGUAGACCGGCAACAACUAUUACCACCGCCGUUUUAAUUUAAUAGCCAAAUUAGGGAGUUAAGUUAUUCGUGUAAAAUAAUGACAGAAAUUGUAAAUUAUUUUUCCUGCGUAGUAUUAGAAAAACGUUAGAUAGUUAUUAAUGAUAGCGUUAGGUGAGUGGUUCUCAACUUUUUUGCCCCGUUCACCCUUUUCGCCAUGUCGGAAUAUCAUUCGCCCCUUGUUAACUACAAUUUACGGUUCAACAAACUACAUUUCUACAGAUUGUAUGUAAUACACAGGACAUGUUUUAUUCAAUUGUAGUCCUAUCUCGUCCCUUGGUUGAGAACUUUGUAAUCUGUUUUCAAAUAAUGCAGACCUGGCCCAGAUUUUCACUUCUUUGAAACAAUUGCAUUAGUGUUUCUAAUUGAUUAUUACAGAUGCGAGAGAAAUAGGUGUGCAAGAGUGUAUUACAGAAUCGGUAAUCACUUACAAUUUAUUUUCAAAAUACACGUUUGUUGUAUUUAAAACACCAAAGGUCAAUCAUACCUUGAAAAGUUCUACUUCCGAAAUCAUUUCAAGCUAUUUUAUCAGCAUUCGGUUUACGCAAGUACAACUGUAUUCUAUUGAUAGAACCGCUGUAACCGUGUGCAGUUUAUGUACAAUUCUAAUUACAGUGUAAAAUUAUCCUGAUGUACAGUUGAGUUUUCAAAAUCCGAGAGACCAUUACACGCGUUGUUACUUCUGUGAAGAUGUUAGUUUUAGAGAAAUUUAAAACAUGAUCUUCGUUUUAUAUCAUUCUUGAGUUUUAUCACGAAUUGUAAAAAGCUUGAGACCCGUAAUAAACAAACUGCAAUUAUAAAA